Molecule: messenger RNA, 3770 nt
Organism: Triplophysa rosa
Lineage: Eukaryota; Metazoa; Chordata; Actinopteri; Cypriniformes; Nemacheilidae
Product: tyrosine-protein kinase Lyn-like
Exons: 13
Coding region: 2155-3648 (497 amino acids)
Biological process (GO): cell surface receptor protein tyrosine kinase signaling pathway; protein phosphorylation; innate immune response
Cellular component (GO): extrinsic component of cytoplasmic side of plasma membrane
Molecular function (GO): signaling receptor binding; ATP binding; non-membrane spanning protein tyrosine kinase activity
Source: RefSeq, a predicted model, not a curated record
CGCUCUCGCGGUACUUUGAUGUCAUCCGCCUGUCGGAUUUUGCGGCGCCGUAUCAUGUCGAACACGCCCAUUGAGAUAUCGAACGUCUGCUGACGUCUCAUCUGCGUCACAGAUAUUUCUCAGGAGAAAUAGAGGCAGAAAUUUCAGAAACGAGAUCUCAACAAUGUCACAAACGGAACUCAGAAUUUUCCAAAUUUAGAUUAUUUUCCUUUAUAAUCUACAUUCAUUUUACACCUCCAUACUCUUAAUAUAUUAGAACAAUUUGUUCAGUUGUUUUUUAAGCAUUUUUUUGGACAAACGUCAAAGACUAAAGAGAUAACACAACUGCUAUGAAAGAGCAACAUCUGAGCAAAAACGAACUGAAUUUGACACAGGCAGUGCAAAAAAACCCUCUUCUUUCAUUUUCUUUUAUGGGAAAGGCAUUAAAGGAGUUGCAGAAAAACCCUUCAGCGCCUACAGUUACAGACACUACAAUAUGUCAACAAAAAUAUACCUGUAGCUGCUUUUGGACCGGUAAAUUCACCUGCUACAGUUACAACAACUGUAUGUUAUUUAGAAACGUGAGGCUAAACAACAUGACAAAAAAUAAACAGAAUAAAACUCACAAAGAAGUUCGUUGUUUACGUUUUACGCAUCUUCAUGUCGUUACAAAGCCUUGUAUUUCUUCCUCCGCUUAGCAGGAUGUAAUUUCCUUUAUAAACUGUAUCUGUCACGUUUUAAGGGCCAUUAAAAGUCCAUACGCAUUACUACACGCUAUCUUUGUGAAAACGUGAUCAGAUUAUGCGUAUGUGCGGCGCUGCGCAGACCAAUCGGCCUGCGACAACAAAAUACCGCGAGAUUAGACUGCACUAUAUUACCUCGAAUCGGUCUCGCGGUACUUGAUGUCAUACGCAAAUUGAUCUGCCCUGCAUCGCAUGGAGUCGUACACACCUGUUAGUUUUUAAUGCAGUGAUGCAAAUGUGAAGCCGCGUUCGUGUCUUUUUUAUGAGACGUUUAUAUACUGGAUGGGACAUUUUACAAAUGCAAUAAUUUAGAGGGUCGUAUCAAAGAACAGAAAUCAAACGCAGUAAACUCUAUUUGAAAAUCCUCGUCCUGGACUGUGAUUGGUUCAUCCUAAUAAACGCCGGAUAAAGGAACAGGUUACACAGGUUAGCUUCGGCAUCGAUUGGGGUCUGCCAUUUGCACGUGCCCAACUGCCAUAAUGUUAAAAGAAUCUGGGGCAAUUAAAUAUUCACCCUUUUAAGACUUUAAACAUUAAUGUCUAUAUUGCAUUGAUUUGAAAAUGCAUUUAUUGUAUGUAUUUUAAGCACUUACUGUGAAGUUGUUUAUUUGUUUGUUUAUUUAGGUAGGUCACCGCAUUUGUGAUUAUAGUUGAUAAAUGUCAUUGUCAUGAACAGUAAGACUGCUAACUGUUUGUAGAAAACAAAGAAACGUACUGAUUUGUCCUUAAUAAAUGGCAGCUGAAUUGUUGUAUUAUUGAAUUGUUAUGUAUUAACGUUACUGUAUUGACUGUAUUUGUUUGCUCAGUUAUACAUGUUAAUUUCUCCGUUUUCGUGAACUGGUAAUAUUUAUCUAUUUACCACUGGAGGUCAGACUGUCAUGGACAUUGUUGCUAUGCGCUCGUGUUCCACAGGGGGCAGCAGAGAUUAAGAGCAAUGCAUUUCUUCCCAUGAAAAACAUCAUGAAGUUCAUCGGUUGUUUGUGUAAAUGCUAUAUUUUUGCAGUUUUCUCCCCCACAAAACAAAAAAGUACAUACUAUGCUAAAUUUGAAAUUUCACAUCAGAUCAUUUAGGUUUUUAAUACCAUAUUUCACUUUUAAAUUAAAGCAAGUUGAAAACAGGGAAUAAUGUUACAUAGGCCUGAAGAAGACAACCAGCAUUCACAUGGUAAUGAUCUGUUUUGUCCGUGUUACUGUAUGUGUCGUCAGUAUGUAAAACACAGAGUUAAUAUUACACAUCAUGGGAGCUGCUGAUGCGCGCACCUUCACACGUCUAGCGCAUCUUUAUGCAAAUAAAAACGGUCAGCAAGUUUAACGACGAUAGUUGAAGUUCCUUGUUUUUUUUUGGUUACAGUUUAAAGGUUUCAUUUAAUUGCAGUUGCCAACAACCAGUUACACCAACUACCAGUUCAGAUAGGCUUGUCUCUUCAGCUGGUAUGGGCUGUGUGAGCUCCAGAUCAAAGAAUGAGGGAGUGAUGGGGAAGCGUAAUACUCAGACACUUCAAACCAACCGCUACAGCACGGACCCAACAAGAUCCGAGAGGCAUGCACCCUUGCUUCCUGGACAAAAACUACAAGAUAUGCACGCUUGCAGUGCACAGGAGCAAACUGUCAACGCCCUGUAUUCUUAUGAAGCUGUUAAAAACACUGAUCUGAGCUUUAAGAAAGGAGAGAGACUUAAAGUAUUAAAGGCGGAUGGUGAUUGGUGGACAGCCAAAUCACUUUCUUCGGGACAGGAGGGUCUUAUACCUUCAAACUAUGUCACGGCAGCAAAUGAAUGGUUUUUUAAGAACAUCAGCAGAAGGGAUGCUGAGAGACAGCUGCUCGCCCCCGCCAACAAACCAGGAGCUUUUCUCAUCCGGGAGAGCGAGACAACUCCAGGGAAUUACUCCAUGUCAGUCAGAGAUGUAAAUGCUAACGGUUCAGAUAUGAUCAAGCAUUAUAAGAUCCGGUCGCUUGAUAAAGGAGGAUUCUACAUUUCUUCCAGAAUCACUUUCACACACAUACAAGAUCUCAUCUCGCACUACAAGAAGAACUCAGAUGGACUUUGUAGACGUUUGGAUAAAGUGUGUGUGAGACCUCAGGUCACCGCACCGUGGGAUGAGGACGCUUGGGAGAUCAGCAAAAAUGACCUUCGCAUGUUGAACAGACUCGGUGCUGGACAGUUUGGAGAGGUUUGGAUGGCGUACUAUAACAACAGCACUAAAGUAGCGGUUAAAACGCUGAAGCCUGGCAGUAUGUCUGUGCAAGCUUUUCUUCAGGAGGCAAAUCUCAUGAAAAACCUUCAACACGAGCGUCUCGUUCGCCUUCAUGCCGUGGUGACCAAAACUCCCCCCAUCUAUAUCAUCACAGAAUACAUGGCUAACGGAAGCCUGCUGGAUUUCUUGAAGAGCCCAGCCGGGAGAAAACUGAAGCUCCAUAAACUCAUUGACUUCUGCGCCCAAAUAGCAGAAGGCAUGGCGUAUCUCGAAAAGAAGAACUUCAUCCACAGAGAUCUAAGGGCUGCGAAUGUUCUUGUCAGUGAAAGUCUGCUGUGUAAAAUCGCAGACUUCGGUCUCGCGAGAGUCAUCGAAGACAACGAGUACUCGGCCAGAGAGGGAGCUAAAUUUCCUAUCAAAUGGACAGCACCUGAAGCCAUUAACUAUGGGACAUUCACUAUUAAAUCAGACAUGUGGUCUUUUGGUGUCCUAAUGUAUGAAACUGUCACAUAUAGCAAAGCACCAUACGCAGGCCUCAGUAACAGGGAGGUGAUAGCACGAGUUCAGCGGGGAUAUCGCAUGCAGCGUCCAGAGCACUGCUCUAAAGAACUCUAUGAUGUGAUGCUGUCAUGCUGGAAGGCCAAACCAGAGGAACGGCCUACUUUUGAAUACAUGCAGAGCGUUCUAGAAGACUUUAACACAGCCACAGAGGGCCAAUACCAGCAACAAUAACCAUCAACACACAUCAGGACACGCCUUCACAUUUGACCACCCGAUUGAGUUUAGAAUAGUUUUAUUACACAUAAAAGUACAUUAAAUACCUAAAACAAAUUAAACACAUCAGUGCUGUCACG